Messenger RNA from Lodderomyces pseudojiufengensis, 2949 nucleotides. RefSeq names its product Fgr27p (gene FGR27). Lineage: Eukaryota; Fungi; Ascomycota; Pichiomycetes; Serinales; Debaryomycetaceae. The transcript has a single exon. Gene Ontology annotation, molecular function: DNA-binding transcription factor activity, RNA polymerase II-specific; zinc ion binding; DNA binding. The record is from RefSeq and is a predicted model, not a curated record. Gene Ontology annotation, biological process: DNA-templated transcription; regulation of DNA-templated transcription. Bases 1 to 2949 code for a protein of 982 amino acids.
AUGGAACAAACUCCACCGUUAUCAAAUCAUUCAUCAAUAUCAAAUGAAUCCUCAAUUUCAUCAAAUAUAACUUCUACAACCUCCACAACCCAGAAGAGAUUAAGAAAGAUACCACCAGAAAAGAGGCAAAAAGUAUCAACUGCAUGUGAUUCAUGUAAGAAAAGAAAAUUCAAAUGUUCAGGUUCAAAUCCUUGUGAAUUAUGUGACAAAAAGGGAUAUGAAUGUUCAUAUACUAUAAUAGAUAAAAGAUCUUUGAAAAGUGAAAGAAUGUUGAAAUUAAAAGAAGAGAGAUUGAGAAAAGAGCAAGAAGAUGCUGAGAAUAAACAAAAACAAAAUGAACCAAAUCAUGAUAAAAGUCAUAUACAUGUUCAACAACAAAAUUCUAGUUUUGUACAGAAUUCAAACAAUCAUGGUCCUCCACCUGCUCAAUACCGUCCGUUACCUCCUCAAGUGCAACAAUCACAGAAUCCACCUUUCCAACAACUACCUCCUCCGAAUUAUCAUCCACAAUCGAAUAACAAACAAUUUACUCCUCAACCUCAACCUCAACCUCAACCUCAACCUCAACCUCAACCUCAACCUCAACCUCAACCUCAACCUCAACCUCAACCUCAGCCUCAAUUCCAUAAUCAAUUGCCUCCACCCCAACCUUCUCAUAUAAUACAACCACAAUCUCCUUUUGAACAACAUAGAAUUUCACCUCCCUUUCAAAGUAAUGGUAAUCAUCACACUCAUAAUCACCAAGAUCAACCUUCACAUUCCUAUAAUCCUCAAUCUUCUUAUGGAGUAAGACCAAAUUACUCAGCUCAAAGAUCAAGCUAUAUUGGUCAACAAUUACCUCCUAUGCAACCUCAGCCUCAUCAACAAUAUGCUUCUAAUCAAUAUCAAAAGAGUUUACAACAUCCGCAACCUCCACAUCCACCUCAAAAUAUAUCACCUUCAUACCCACCUCAAAAUAUAUCACCACUACAUUAUGAAACAAAACAUCAAAAUCAACAGCAGCAAGUAGGUAACUCAGGGUCCGAAACUGAGAAUGGAAAUAUUAUGCCUACUCCUGAAACUACACCAACAGCAAUUAUUGAUAAUUCAGGUAAUACAUAUAUCCCUAAAUCUUUACAACCUUUCUUGUCUCUACCUGUGGAGAAAUCUAAAAUAGAUGUUGUUAAACAAGAAGAGGAGGAAGAUGAAGAAUUAAAUGAAGCAUUAGCUGAAGAAGAUGAUAGUGUUGAAAAAGAUGGAGUUUCUAAAGAUGGAGUUUCUAAUCAAGCAGGUAAGAGUUGUAUUUUGUUGAAUGAUAAAACCGGUACAUUCAGGUAUAUGGGAGAAACCAGUCCUUUGAGUGUUCUUUACGAAACUAGAAAUAUUUUUUAUCAAUAUGUUGGUAAAACUAAAUUAACUGAAGAUUUAAGAGGUUGUCCUGUUAUUGACAAACCUUUAAAAGUAAGUACUAAAGUUACAGUUAGUUUACCUUCACCCGAGCAUAGGGAUGUUUACAUUGAACAAUUUAAAAGAAAUAUUAAUGAUACCUUUUUUGUUUAUGACAUGAAAAAAUUCUAUGAAGAUAUUGUUACACCGGUUUCUUCUAAUCCUGAUUUGGAAGAAAAUGAAGUUAAAAGAGUUCAAUUAUAUUUCGUGUUAGCUAUUGGAGCAACAUACUAUGAUUUCACUAGGAAAAUACCUGAAGCUGAAUUAGGAGCUAAAUUUUUUGAUUCUGGAUUAUAUAUGUUACAAUCAUUAGUUGAAGAUUCUGAGCUUUGGUGUGUUAUUGUUCAUUAUUUACAAUUUCAUUAUUAUCAAGCUAUAUUAAAAAAAUCAACCGCAUGGAUUCAUUUAAAUAUAGCAUUGAAAUAUGCUCAAUCAUUAGGUUUACAUCGUAAUUUUGUUAAUGAGCAAUUUUCAAAAUUAACUGAUGAAUGUGAAUAUAGAAGAAGAAUUUUUAGAAGUGUUUAUUCUUCAGAUAGAAUAUCAUCUGUUUUCAUUGGAAGACCAUUAAGUGUUAAUGAUUAUGAUUGGGAUGAUCCAACAAGAUAUAAAGCUUCAAAAUUUGCAGUUUCUAAUUUAAAUUUCAAUGCGAAAUGUCAAGUUGAAUUAGCUAAAAUAAGUACAUUAAUUGGGAAAAUUGUUGCUAAUUUUUAUCAAAAUAGAAUCAUUGAUAUAAAUAGAACUAAAAAUUUAGCGGUACAAUUAAAACAAUGGUCUAAAAAUCUUGAUCCUUUAUUAGGAAUAGAUAAUAUUUUAAAACCUGCAGAAAUUCCAAACAAUGAAGAUGGAGGAAAUACUCAAAUCAUUUUACAUAUUCAUUUAUUACAGUUAUAUGCAAUUAUGUUAGUAUGCAGACCAUUUUUCAUGUUUGAUGCUGUUAGUAAUAUUAAUGUCAAAUUACAAGGAACAUUAAAAGAUAAAGACAAUGUCAAACAAUUCUGUCAAGCAGCAACAAAGGCAUCAAUAUUAGCUAUCAAAUUAAUGAACCAUUAUAUCAAUACAGCAUUUAAAGAAGUAAAAAGAAUGGAAUGUUAUGUAAUUAUUACAUGUUGUUUCUACAGUUCAAUCAUAAUUGGUAUAAGUAUUUUAAAUGGAGGAUUUGAAGAAGAAGGAUAUUCAGAAUCAGAUUUAAUAAGUUUAUUAAAAAAUGCAGUUUAUGUAUUAUUACAUUUUUCAAAAUGUAAUAAAGGAGCAGAAAGAUACGCAGAAAUCGGAGUUGAUUUAAUUGAUGCAUUAGUAAAUAGAAAUAAUAAAAAAUCAACAAAACAAAAAGAUCAAGAAACUUUUGAUUAUAAUAAUUUUUUAAAUGGUUUUAAUUUUGAUGAAGAAACAAAUAAUGAUAUUCAAUCAUUAAUGGAAUUUCAACAAUUAUUUGUUUCUCAAGAAACUGCUUCUUCAAUUUCAGAAAGUUCUAAUAUGCCUUAUGAUUAUGAUAAUUAUGAUUUAUUUUUUGGUGAUAAAUAUUAA